GCCAUUACUCUUCCUCCUAUCUCCAAGUGGCCAUUACAAAGUGGUUUUGCAUUUUCUACCUGGAUAUGUCUUGAUACUUCGCAUAUUGCUGAUGCCACAAAGUGUAAGCCAUACCUGUACUGUUUUCGUACUGGUAAAGGUCUUGGGUAUUCAGCUCAUUUCUCUGGGCCUAUGCUGGUUUUAGAAGCUGCUGUGAAGGCUGGGAAGAAGGAGAAUAAAGUCCAUACACAUUUAGUCAAGUUUGAUUUCCAUCCACAGAAGUGGUACAUGGUUACUGUGGUGUAUACAUACAACAGAUUCAGAUCUAGUGAAGUUCGCUGUUUUGUCAAUGGUAAAUUGUCAUCGUCUGGGGAGUUGACCCUGCUGAACACAAAUGAGCCGUUUGAUAAAUGCUACAUUGGAUCCUCACCCAAAGCUGAUGUCACCAGUGUAUUUCAUGGUCAAACUGCUGCAGUUUAUGUCUUCUCUGAAAAUUUGGCUCCAAAUACAAUUGCAGCCAUCCACAGACUUGGACCUGGCUAUAUGGGACAGUUUAAGUUUGAGUCAGAGAUUGACAUUCCUCUUUCUGAGCAAGACAUAAAGAUUCUUUAUGAUGGCCAUCUUGCAUCCAGCAUCAUGUUCAUGUACAGUCCCAAAGCAUGUGAUCAACAACUUUGUAUGGAAGCCUCUCCUAUUGAAAACACGUCGUACUUUUGUCACUCUCCACAUGCACUCAUGCUUGAGGUUAGUAAUACUACAUUAUUAGACACUGUACAGAGGUGCCAUUUUGUACAGCAAAGUAUUGUGGGAGUUGUAGUCCUAUCACUCCUAUCUCCGCAAAAAGCCGUUUUUAUGUUUAAGUUAUAGAAACGGCGCAGCUUCUUCUUUUCUCGCAAAGAACAGCAAAAACGACUCAG
Molecule: messenger RNA, 896 nt
Organism: Exaiptasia diaphana
Lineage: Eukaryota; Metazoa; Cnidaria; Anthozoa; Actiniaria; Aiptasiidae
Product: lipopolysaccharide-responsive and beige-like anchor protein
Exons: 5
Biological process (GO): intracellular protein localization
Cellular component (GO): cytosol; membrane
Molecular function (GO): protein kinase binding
Source: RefSeq, a predicted model, not a curated record